Molecule: messenger RNA, 1568 nt
Organism: Athene cunicularia (burrowing owl)
Lineage: Eukaryota; Metazoa; Chordata; Aves; Strigiformes; Strigidae
Product: probable G-protein coupled receptor 19
Biological process (GO): G protein-coupled receptor signaling pathway
Cellular component (GO): plasma membrane
Molecular function (GO): G protein-coupled receptor activity
Source: RefSeq, a predicted model, not a curated record
GGUUUGCACCUUCCCAGAGGUGCCUUCGCUUGGGAUUACAAACAGAGAAAGGAGGAGAGCGGCCCCUCUGGGAUUAUGCUCUGGAGCAGCCUCAGCGAAAGACGUGGCCAUGGUUGCCCACAGCAUGGCUAACAGCACCGCUCCUGUUCUUCUCCCCACCUUACUGCUCCUGCUGCAGAACAAGACCUACCCUGAAACCUCCACCCCUCCUGCUGCCUACGAGGGUACAGGGUCCCCCAUGGCGCCCAGAUCAGGCGGGAACCACACUGCCUUGCUCUACGACCUGAGGCUGGGGGAAAUUGCAGCAGCCGCCAUGGUUUGGGCAGUGCUGUGGCUGGUCUCCAUCUUUGGAAACUCCCUCAUUUGCUUAGUGAUCCACUGCAGCAGGAAGACACCAUCUACCACCAACUACUUCGUGGUGUCCAUGGCUUGUGCAGACCUUCUCCUCAGCAUCGUCAGCGUGCCCUUUGUGCUGCUCCACUUGACCUACGGCAGCUGGAUGCUGGGGACCUUCAUCUGCAAGCUGGUACGGUACGUGCAGUACCUCACCCCUGCGGUCCAGAUCAACGUGCUGCUCUGCAUAAGCGUCGAUGGCUUCUAUGCUGUCAUCUACCCCCUGAGAUUCAAAGUCUCCAGGGAGAAACUCCUCAUGACGAUUCUGGCCUCUUGGUUCCUGGGCGCGGCAUUUGCAGCACCGGCUUUCACCUUCUACAGCUCCAGCAGCGACCACCACUGCCCCUUUUUCCCACCCGGUUCUUGGCAAGGAGCUGCCUAUGGCAUCACCCACCUGCUGGUCGUCUUUCUGAUCCCAGCCAGCAUCAUCAUCAUCCUCUACCAGCGCAUCAUCAUGUACAUUCGGAGAGCAGGCAUGGAGGAGGGGACUGUCAGGAAGACAAUGGAUAGAAAGGUGAAAACCACCAAGAUGUUCUUGGUGCUGAACAUGGUGUUUCUUCUUGCCUGGCUCCCUUUCUACGUGAUACAGCUGUGGCACCCAAAAGAAACAGAUGGCAGCAAGAGCUCACUGGUUUUCCUGGCCAUCACCUGGCUCUCUUUCAGCUGUUCAGCUGCCAAGCCAGUCAUCUACUUCAUCUACAAAUCAAACUUCAGGAGGGGAAUGAUGGAACUUUGCUGCAUGUCCACCAUGAAGUACUAUCGUAACCACACCGACACCACCACCACCUGUUCUGGGAUAGCCAAAAAAAAUCACAUUGGCAUCGUUAACAUCGUAGCUCCAGACAAAACUGUCCCCAAAGAUUCCAUCUAUGAGGUUUUAUCAAAGCAGAGAAGGAAAAUUGCCUGGCCUGCUAAGUCAAAUCCUGCCAAUAAUCUCAUCUCGUUGCUUUCUUUGCCUUGAAAAUUUACCCUGUACCCCAGAACAUACGAGUUUCCUCCCCGGUUUCAUCUAAUUUAUGAUUCCAUAGUUUUAGCAUAGUUUCUAGGGAAUAAAGUUGUCUUGUUUCAUUAAAUGUGUUGAUUUUGAUUUGUGCAGUCUCUUUCCUUUCAGUUACCUCCUGCUGCUUGGAACUACUCUCCCUGAAUCACGGACAGAACCUUUCUACAGAAGAGAA